Messenger RNA from Lactuca virosa, 2663 nucleotides. The record is from the annotation of a GenBank genome assembly. Lineage: Eukaryota; Viridiplantae; Streptophyta; Magnoliopsida; Asterales; Asteraceae.
CCCGUUUAUGGACCCGCAACACUCUGUAUUUACGAAGGUAAACCAAUCCCAACCAUUUACAACCAUACUUAUACUACCAUUGGAAGAAGUUAGGGUUAAGGAGAGUGAGAGAGAGCCGCAAGAGGGGUUGCGAUGUGUGUGUGAGAGUGUGUGUGCGCUCCGAUGGUACUCCCAGUCGCCUCCAACAAUAGUUCGUGUGUGAAUUCACUCGCCAUCUUAUAGAGAAAGAAAGAGAGAUCGAGACAGGAAGAGUUAGAGAGUGUUAUAGAAAAGAAAUAGAUUUGUGAUGUUACAUGUUCCUGGUGAUGUUCCCGGUGAACAAACCACCCCCAACAUAUCUUCGUUUUAGUUUCGUUGUGCCUCCGGUAUGACGAAACUCAAGCUGUUGAUGGGUCGAUUUUGAAAGAAAGAAAUGAUGUCGGAGUUUGAGGAACCAUCGAGGGUUAAUCGGUCACCUGUGGAGACAUCAAUGGGGUGCUAAGCAGGAGGCUUGGAGGGGUCAUAGUCAUUAGGAAGCGAGGUGUCACCAGAAAAGGUGUGUCGGCGAGAAGAAGAUUGUGCUAGAGAAGGGCAGUCACCGGUGGAGGAAGAGUUUGUGCACAUGAAGAAGCUCUGUGACGCCGAUGUUAAGAGUUCAGGAAGCUGUCAUCCAGUAGCCAGAGUUUUUUCUACGAGACUUCAGCAGUGUGAGAUGGCUGAAUACAGAAUAUGAAUAUAUGGAAGAAAGAAAAGUGAGUGGGACAAUUUGGCAAGUUGUAUUGUAAACAAGGAAUUAUACAGUGAGAAUGUUGUCUGGUUGAUUCAGCUACCCCGGCUUUACAACAUAUACAAAGAAAUGGGUAUUGUGACAUCAUUUCAUACCAUUCUAGAUAAUGUCUUCCUUCCACUCUUUGAGGUUACAAUUGAUCCAGAUUCACAUCCCCAGUUGCAUGUAUUCUUGAAACAGGUGGUAGGAUUGGAUUUGGUGGAUGAUGAGAGCAAGCCUGAAAGACGCCCUACAAAACACAUGCCAACACCUUCUCAAUGGACAAACAUCUUCAAUCCUGCAUUCUCAUACUAUGUCUAUUAUUGUUAUGCCAAUCUUUAUACCCUAAAUAAGCUUCGCGAAUCAAAGGGCAUGACAACUAUUAGAUUUCAUCCUCAUUGUGGGGAGGCGGGUGACAUUGACCACUUAGCUGCCUCAUUUCUUACAACUCACAACAUUGCACAUGGAAUUAAUCUCAGAAAUCCCCUGUACUUCAAUAUCUAUACUACCUUGUUCAUAUUGGUCUUGCAAUGUCUCCUUUAAGCAACAACUCGUUAUUUUUGGAUUACCAUCGGAAUCCUUUGCUGAUGUUUUUUCUACGUGGGCUUAAUGUUUCCCUAUCUACUGGUGACCCCUUACAAAUCCAUCUCAUAAAGGAACCCUUGGUGGAGGAAUACAGUAUUGCUGCUUCUGUUUGGAAGUUGAGUUCAUGUGAUCUUUGUGAGAUAGCAUGUAAUCCCGUUUACCAAUCAGGUUUCUCCCACCUUCUCAAGUCUCAUUGGAUUGGGCAAGAGUACUACAAGAGAGGGCCAGAUGGAAAUGAUAUUCACAAGACAAAUGUACCACACAUCCGACUUGAAUUCCGAGAUGUGAUAUGGAGAGAGGAGAUCCAAAGGUAGCUUUGUAAUUGUUUGGUGUGUUGUAGUUAAUGCUUAUUGGAAGAGUUUUGACUGAUGGACGAGUAAACGCCAAAGUGAAAUAUGACUUGUCUGAGAAUCUUACCAUGAAGACCAAUGCUCUGCUUACAAGUGAGCCACACAUGUCUCAUGGAAUGAUCAAUUUUGACUAAAAGGGUACUGACUAUCAGACUCAAUUCCAGCUUGGAAAUGGUGGUUUGAUUGGUGCUAGUUAUAUUCAGUUGUAUGUAGGUUUCAUUGGCAUCUGAUUUAAUGUACAAUUACAUGUUAAGAGAUGUCACUGCCAGCUUUGGAUAUGAUUAUAUACUUCUGUCGGCUUAGAGGCAAGAUUGACUCAAAUGGCUGCACAUCUGCUUUUCUUGAAGGAUCAUUUUAUGUUUCUUAAUUUUAUCAUCUCUGCUGAGGUCAGUACAUUUAUCACACUCAGUAAUUCCAUGCAUAAACACCAUAAAGAAAAGUAUUAUAUACAAUAAAUACCAAUAUACCUUUUCUCUAACAAAAGAAUAGAAUGACUCAUUACAUUCCAUGAUCAUAUUUGGUUGUCCUGUAUGAAUGAAAUGAAUUUUCAUAUGCUUUUUUACAUCACAUGUAAAAAAUCAAACUAGUGGACCCAAAAUCUAAAAAAUCAAACUAGUGGACCAUCAUCUCUUUUAUCCUGUUGAUCCCUUUUGUCUUCUUAUUAGAAGGCUUCAAGCAUACAUUUAAUGGUUGAAUAUUAAACUUGAUAAAUACUUUAUAUUUUAAUGGAACCCGGAACACCACAUGGAUCAAAUAUCAUAUCUCAAGUGCGGUCCCACAUUCAUUGGAUGGAGAAAAGGGUCACAAUAAUUAUCGGAGCAGGGGUUCAUUAGUCUUAAAGAAUUAUGAAAGGCAAGAUGCAACUCUACUUAGUUGGAAUUUGAUGUUUAUCAUCUUUGUGUAUAUCUUCUUAGUUUGUAUAGCAUUACAUUGCAGAAGGUGUCCCUUAAUAGCAAUGUACAAUUAGGUUAUAUAGUUAGGGA